This is a messenger RNA of Hyphopichia burtonii NRRL Y-1933, 921 nucleotides long. Its product is annotated as flavin adenine dinucleotide transporter. Gene Ontology annotation, molecular function: folic acid transmembrane transporter activity; FAD transmembrane transporter activity. Gene Ontology annotation, cellular component: mitochondrion. The coding region runs from base 1 to 921 and encodes 306 amino acids. Lineage: Eukaryota; Fungi; Ascomycota; Pichiomycetes; Serinales; Debaryomycetaceae. The transcript has a single exon. Gene Ontology annotation, biological process: folate import into mitochondrion; nucleotide transport. The record is from RefSeq and is a predicted model, not a curated record.
AUGAAUUAUGACCAAGCUGGUAAGUCCCCUAGUCUAAGUAAGAGACAGAUCGAGGUAUUAUCGGGACUUAGUGCUGGGUUUUCCACCACUAUACUCACGCAUCCGCUAGAUGUGAUCAAAAUACGAUUACAAUUACUGUCGGAAACUUCAAAGACCAGAUUCUUUGCUUUAAGAAACGUUAUAGCAAGAGUGCAUGAGUCUGCUGCUGUUGAAUACAAGAAGAGCAAUGGCCGUUUCAGGCUCCCCUACGUUGUCAGACAGUAUUACCGAGGACUCACCCCGAAUCUAGUGGGCAAUAUCUCUGCAUGGUCAUUAUAUUUCACGUUGUACGCUGAAUUCAAGGGUAUGAUUAAGACGUCGAAUGCAACCGUCAAUUACUUUGCUCUGUCUUCACUUGCCGGGAUAUCAACGUCUUUGCUAACCAAUCCCAUCUGGGUAUUGAAAACGAGGAUUUUGGGUACUUCUCGAACCGAAACCAACGCAUAUAAGUCGAUCUGGGACGGGAUUAAACAAAUCUAUGCUAAGGAAGGAAUACUCAGUUUCUGGAAAGGUACCAUCCCCAGUUUAUUUCUGGUAUUCCAAGGAAGUUUACAAUUUACUUUCUAUGACCAUUUGAAAAAUUGGUUUCAAACUGGUGAUGAGCGGAAACUUAGCACCCAGCAGUACAUCUAUUCGCUGGCACUAAGCAAGAUCUUGAGUAUGUCUGUAAUGUACCCGUCCCAGGUGGUGAAGUCCCGAUUACAGAACUACAACUUAACCGGAGAACCCAGAAAUAUCCAGAGUGUUUGUAAAAACAUCUGGAAAAACGAAGGCCAGUGGAGAGGUUUCUAUAAAGGUAUUAGUGCCAACAUAUUCCGGGUAUUACCGGCAACCUGCAUUACCUUCGUGGUCUACGAGUCGGUGAAAAACAACUUAGCCUAG